AUGCCUAGCGAUAAUCCUGCCUGUGCUGACUGUAAGGCCAAGAAGAAACGGUGCAUGCACCGUAACCAACCUGUGAAGGUCGCCGAAGCUGAAGUCACCUCAGCCAACAUGUCUGACCCCUGCGCUGCCACUCCCGCUCCCACCCCUUCUCUCACCCCUGCUGCUACUCCGGUCCCUGCCACUGUUCCCGGUGCUGCCACGAGGGGUCGCCGCAAGGCUGCUGAGGCUGCUGAGGCCAAGCCCAAGGAGAUGAGCCCCGCUCCCGCUGACUCCAGUGACGAGCUUUCUUCCGUGCCCUCUGAGGCUGAGCAGAAGCCGGUGGUCAAAUCCACCAAGCGUAGUCGCCGCGCCAAGACCUCCGCCGCCGCCGCCAGUACCACCACCGCCAAGGCCCAGGAUGAGGUGCCUGACCUUCCCGCCGAGUCCCAGAGCGAGGUUCCUGACGACCUCCCCGCCGACCUUGUCAAUGCCGCUUGCACCAUGUCUGUGCACAGCAUCUGGGCCCGCAAGCUUCAAGCCAACCUCCAGGAACUGGAGGCCAAUAUGCAGGCCGCCAAUGAAGCUCACCGGGUUACUAUGGCCACCGCCCAGGAAAUUCAGCGCACCGUUGACGGCUGGAUUCAGACUUGGACCGCUACUGGCCGUUAG
Penicillium vulpinum is the source of this 648-nucleotide messenger RNA. RefSeq lists its product as uncharacterized. NCBI's taxonomy places the organism in Eukaryota, Fungi, Ascomycota, Eurotiomycetes, Eurotiales, Aspergillaceae. The transcript has 2 exons. The record is from RefSeq and is a predicted model, not a curated record. Bases 1 to 648 code for a protein of 215 amino acids.